AUGUUCGUUAAGUUUAAAACAAUUGGGUCAGUAUCCAGGAAUCUAAAAAUAGAACAGAUCAAAGCGUGUGAUGACAGUGUACCACUGUGGCCGACGCUAAAUAUUAUGAGGUCGAAAGCGCUAGGCAGAGUUUUGUUUGACCAAGUUUGUCGACAACUACAUCUAUUGGAAGCUGAUUACUUCGGGCUGGAAUAUCAAGAUGCUAAUGGAAGCAAGGAUUGGCUGGAUGUGGAAAAGCCGAUGUGUCGGCAAUUGGGGUUGUCCAUGCUGGAGCCGACGCUUCGUUUCUGCGUUAAGUUCUACACGCCGGACCCGGCAAGACUCGAAGAAGAAUUCACGCGGUACCUCUUUUGUCUCCAAGUGAAAAGAGACCUGGCGCAAGGCAGCAUACAGUGCAAUGAGAAUACUGCUGCGCUUAUGGCUAGCUACAUCGUGCAAGCGGAGUGUGGUGAUUACGUUCCCGAAGAUUAUCCGGAUCACACCUAUCUUAGCGGUUAUAAGUUUUUUACCGGACAAGACCCCGAGUCCGAAAGGAGAAUAUGCGAAAACCACAAGAAACAUAUUGGCCAGAGUCCCGCUGAAGCCGACUUAAAUUUACUAGAGACAGCCCGGAGAUGUGAACUAUACGGUAUUAAAAUGCAUGCGGCAAAGGAUCAUGAAGGUGUACCAUUGAAUAUAGCAGUAGCGCACAUGGGAAUCGUAGUGUUCCAGCACUUUACGAAAAUCAAUACAUUCAGCUGGGCCAAGAUCAGGAAGAUAUCAUUCAAACGGAAAAAGUUCCUCAUCAAAUUGCAUCCUGAAGGAUAUGGCCACUAUCGCGACGUAGUUGAAUUCUUCUUUAAGGGACGCAACGAGUGUAAGAAUUUCUGGAAGAAGUGUGUGGAGAAUCAUGGCUUUUUCCGGUGUUCGAGUGUUCCGAAACUGCCCAGACAUAAGACUAAAGUGCUGUCACGUGGGUCUUCCUUUAGAUAUAGCGGUAAAACACAAAAGCAGAUCGUGGAAUUCGUUCGAGAUAACUAUGUGAAGCGGCAAACAUUCCAAAGGUCGGGAUCGUUCCGCGCGUCGCGGUCGGCGGGCGGCUCUCGGGCUAACGUGUCGCACACGACGCCGCUCAACGCGAGCGUCUCGGCACAUCCACUAUUGCCGCUGCCACCCGGCUCGGAUGCGAUUUCCCUGGAGUGGGACAAGCAACCUCACUACCUGGAAGCCUCGCUGAUGAUGCGAGGGUAUUCCGUGGAAGCUGCACGCGAGGCGGCUCGUCCCCAAUCCUGCACGGACACGGACACAGCCACGGACACGGCCACGGACAUGGACACGCCCACGGCCACAGCCACCCGCACUCCCCGCACACCCCGCACCCCUCUCGCUCGCCCGCCGCCUCCAGCUACCGCCUUUGCUUCCACGAGGGACAAGGAGAGUCCCGAACUAGUGACCCAUGCCGAGGUCAAUCAUCAUCCUACGGAGGAUUCACCUCUGCCUCAUCGGACGAUGACACCGUCGGAAUGCCAGGAGACGCCGUGGAAGGUUGGUCGCGAGGUCCGCGCGCGCGCUCCCACUCCGCCGCUUCGUGCCCGCCCCCCCGCAGGUCAGAAUGCCGUCACCUCCCCCCCCUCUAGCCUCUACCCUGACUUCGUGCGCGCCAAGCAUCGUUCCAGCUUCAGCGAGUCCUCCGAGCGACUUGAGUUCGAGCUGUCGCAGACCAACAUCUACUCGGCGUGUCCGUCGGUUCGCUCGUCGCGAUCGGGCGGGUCAGUGCCGCUGGAUGAGGCAGACGAGUUCGGCACGCCCCCGAGAGCAUUGGGGCGACGUAGCGCUUCGUGCCGCAACCUGCGCGACUUCAGCUUCGAUGAGGCCGGCCGCUCCAAGCGCGACACUCGCAGCCUGGCUGCCGACCUCGACGCGUGUUCGCGCCGCAUCGACUCUCCCGUCACUCGGUACGACGCUCGCGCCUUUGCGCUUUCCUUUCAAAAUUCUAUCGACUCUCGCGUCGGCUCCCUUUGUCGAGCUUACUCGUCCAGCUUUCCGGGCGCAAUCAGCGAUCCGCGUCUCGAUUUGCCGGCGUUCCGAGCCGGCUCGCAAGACGACAUAUCGCACGACAGCUACGAAGUUAUCGAGCGCUCGGACGACGAGGGCUCCGGUAGAUACGCUCGUAUCCGCCACAGCUCUAUUGAGGGUAGGACUAGGUCGUGUUCGCUCGAUUCGGGUAACGAGCUCUUGUCGGAUGACGAUCACUCGUUGUCGAUAACCGAGGAACCCAAUUUGACGGCGGCGGCAUUAAAGUACAAAAGCGAUAAUGAUUUGCCUAUCGACCCGUUUCUCGCGGACGAUCCGCGCGUUCUUCCGCGGGAAAAACUCUCGGUUCGUUCUGACGGUAACUUUUAUAAAGAGAUCAAACGGGUCCUCGGAUCUCGAACGUCCAGUCAGGAAUCUCGAAGCGAUAUUUACGAUUCUAAAAUGUCUAAAAGUAGUGCAGAAUCUAGUAAGAAAUCGCGUGACAGCGUUUAUCACACUGACAGUAAAAAGUCACGCGAGACGAUAAAGAGUAAAAGCUCUGACAGGUCGGGUUCGCGGACCUCCAGUCAAGAUUCCAAAUCCGAUUAUUAUGAUUGUAAAAAGAAUUUGUACGAUGCGGACGACGUAAGCCUAAGACGCCGUAGUAUUGCUAGUAUACAAGCUGCCUAUAUCGAUCCCUUUGACCCUAUUUCGCCUUCGUCGAGCCCAGAUUCCGGUAAAGAGUUUUAUGAUGCUCAGUCAACAUUUGUAGGUAUGGAGAAACCCGAAUAUAGCGAGAGAACUCUCGUUGAUAAGUCUCAUGAAAACUUAAUUGCAAGAAUUGCUACAUUACCCAACUAUUACCAUAUUCCUACACCUUAUUCGACAUUCCCUAGUAAUAACAAACACAAAGAGCAUUCGCCUAUGCAUUCUGCAAGUCUACAACACGUUGAACUGGAUCAGUAUGGCAACUAUUCUGAUUUAAGCCCGCCCAAAAAAAUUGAUGACUUAUCCACAGAAGAAGAGGAUAAUCAUCCUAGAACUACUCAUAUUUGGCCCGAUAAAAUUGCAGGUUUAGACACAGAAAUCGAUAGUAAUAGAACCGUAAAAAUACAAAAUUAUCAGAGACGCCGAUCGUCUGAAACUAUUUUUAGUUUUGAUAAAGAUAAAAUAGAAUCAUUAACACGAUCAACGAGUAAAGAAAACCCACCGUGCCAUCUCGUCAAAGAGUCGUCUAAUGAGUCAGAUGUGAAUGUGAGGAUAUUACCGGCUAUGGAUAGUAUCGAAUAUGCUAAAAGUCGAGCAAAGACUGCUUCGAAAUCAGAGACUGCACCAAUACUCCAAUCAGAGUUUGAUAAAACGAUGCGGGGAAAGAUCCAUACACAUAUUAUAAGAAAGGAAAAUUUAAAAGAGGAGCUUAUGGCUAAAACACACUUUGACGAAUAUCACCCUAAACUCAUUUUAGACACUAGUUCUAGUAGUCGUCUCGCUGAUAAUGCUGCUCCAUACAUACAUCCUACUGUUGAAAGAACAAAGAGUGAUCCCAAUAGCUUGGCCAAUAGACCUCGAUUCAGCAGUGUCAAUUCACGAAGACAUGUGUUGAUGCACCAAAAAUCCAUUGAUCUCACUCCAGCAGAGUCUAGCGACGAAGAUUAUAUUUUUCGACAAAUACCAAGUGCACCACCAAUUGCCACAAAACGAUCACAUUUUGAACUACCAAUAAGAUAUGCAGAACAAAGGCCAUGUUUUGAUUUGCCUAAAAACUACUUUAAGGAGUUUGAUGCAUUCAAAGCUGGAUUUAAUGACACAAAGAAAGUUGAAGACAGUUAUGACAUUCCAUAUGUUUUGCACAAGAGACAUAUUAUGAAUGGUACUGCACCAUCACCUAAUAAAGAUAAAACGCAGCCGCCUGAUAUAAUAACUUUACCGCCACAAAAUGGUCGCCAUAUAAUUAAUGCCAUUCCACGAUGUAGAUAUCACGAUCAUCCAAAAUCACCGCGUUCACCAAAGUCUCCUAAAUCACCUAAAUCGCCAAAGUCGCCGAAAUCCCCCAAGUCACCCAAGUCACCGAAAUCUCCGAAAUCUCCAAAAUCACCUAGAAACAGUAUGCAAGCUGAUCACGCUAUGAAAUUUCUCGAUGUGGAGAAUAGAGAUUUCUUAUUCACCCAAAAUAUUGACUUAUCAAAGGUUGAUCCCAUAACAUUAGAAGUGGAUAAAAGUGGAAAAAUGCAACACUUGCCUAGUCCAAAAAGGGAUAUUUCAAAAUGUCUGGAUUCUGCUUUGUUAGAAACAUUAAAUUCUAAACUAAGUCAAAUUGAAAGUGACUCGGCCACUAGUUCUAAAACGGAUAGCAUGAGGCAGGAUCAACAAUAUUUCCAUGAUAUUAAGUUUGCCAUAAAUGGGCGGAAUCUACCUCAAGCUCCAAUAUGUAAGGACCCUAAACCACUCUCAGCAUCAGAAAAGUUACGAGCUGAUAUUAAAUCUAAGUCUGACAAAUUGCCUCCAAAAAGAGCUAUUAAACUAAGAGGUAGUGGAAAAAAAGGUACUGGCGGAAGAAUAAAAAACAAAAACAGUAAUAAGAUUAGAAUUACAUCUUUUUCAUCGGAUGAUGAAAGUGUUGACUCUGAUGACGUUUUUGGAAUUACAGAAGCUGCGCCAAAACUUGAAUUUUCACCACCUCAAUCUCGUAAAGAACUAGAACCUAUUUUACAAUUAGAGUAUGAUAAGAUAACAUCGGGAGCUUGGCAUAGAGGUCAGACCAUGAGUUCCACAGAAAUAGAGGGUUCUCCUCCUCAGUGUAGAAAGUUAGCGGAACUAGAGGCAAUGUAUAAACCUCAUAUUUUAGAAAAUACAUCUGGUAAUGCAACAGAGUUGAGGCGUAUCUCAGAACGAUCUAUAUCGAUUCCUAGUUCUGAAGACGACAUAGUCUUAAAGGCGCCUGACAUUAAACAGUUAAGUAAAGAAAGUUCUUCAACUUGGGAGUAUAAUGAAAACAUUCCUUCGCCUAUUUUAGAAAGUACUGAGUUUUUAAAAUCUGACGAUGAACAUCUAGCCGAUAUGGAAAUACAAAAAGUUACUGGAAUGCCAACACCAACACCGUCAGAAGAUAAAGGAGACAACACACAACCUAUCAAAAAGGAAAUCAAUAAGCUGGAUAUAAAAAAAAGUCUUCGAGAUGAAUUAAUAUCUCCUAUGCUGCGAAAAGGAGGUGGAACUCCUAUUCUUUUCGCUCAUGCCCGGUUAAACCUUUCAGAAGGUUCAGUAUUUUCAUUGCAGCGUCAAAAGGCUACGCAAGAUUCCCCUACUGCAAGUAGGCGAGCGAAAAGUUUAGAUACACCAGUUAUUCAACUACAUCGUUUACCUCCGAUGAAUGCAUUUUCGUCAAAAGAUGACACUAUGGAGGAUACAAAUGAAGAGGGUGACAUAUUAGAAGAGAAACCUUUAAUCGAAGAUAAAUUAUCAAAAAUUACCACAGUGGAAGAAGAGUCCAUCGAAAAAAUUGAGGAGGAAGACGAGGACCAUAAUUCUGAUACCAAAACAGAAUUAAAGUCUGUUGCAAUUGAUAACGAGGAAAUGAAAUUGUUAGAGGGAUUAGUCGAGCAGAGACGUCCACGUUCAUUUAAGCGACAACAUGAUUUAAAUAAAAUAAAGAACCAAGCCAAAUCACCUUCGCGAUCUCCAAUUAACCCUUCACCGAUAUCUCGUUCGCCAUUAUCAAAAUCACCCUCCAGAUCACCUACUUCGUCAUUAAACUCUCCUAGAGGAAGUAUACGAAAACUGUCUGACUUAAGUGAAGAUCAGAUUGUACCUGAUAUAGAAAGGAUUAAACGGAAAGAUAAGAAAAAGUUUACCAUCAAAGCUAAACCUGAAGAAAAGCAAAAGCUAACAAGCAAACUUAAUAAAUGUGGCUCUUUAGAUACAAAUGCUACUAGAGUAAAAUCUUUGCAAACGCAAAAAUCAUUACCGUCAUCGCUCAAAGAAAGACCAGAUUUCCUGACUGUUCCACCAUUAGACAUGGUUCGUGCUAAAAGUCAAGAAAUUGAGCAGACUAUUAAAAAAUCUACAAAAGAAAAAUCUAAAUCUCUUGAGAAAAUGGAAGUUAAAAGGGGAGGUAGUAAAGAGCGCACGAAAUCUCAGGAAGAUAGUGAUACUGAAAUUGCUAAACGAAAGGAAAAGCAGCAAAUGUUGUUUGAAGCUGCUUUAAAACAAACUAAAACCUUAAUCAGUCCAGUAAAAGAUACUUUACCUCCUUUCCCACCACCCGAAGAUAAAAUAGUCGUUAAAACAGAAGGGGAUAAGAUAAUAAUCGAAACCAAAAUAAAUAGUAAAGCAGAAGAUCACGUCUUCAUAGCAAAGUCGCCAAAAAAAUUAGAUAAUAAAAUAGGUGGAAAAAUCAGUAGAAGCUUCGAAGAUCAGAAAGCGGCAAGUUCCAACAGCAAAAUUAACAAAAGCAUGGAUGAUAAAAAUAGUCAAUCCUUAGAAGACAGAUUCGAUGAAAUUGCAGCACUGACUAAGUCUCCAAAAACUUUGUCAAAGAAACAAGAAAUAAAGCAGCAGAUAGAAGGUAAGGUUGUAUAUCAAAAAGUUCAUUCCAGUAUUAAGUCUAAGAGCUUAGACAGAAAAGUGGAGAACCAGCUUGAAGCCAAAAUAAAAUCCAAAAGCUUGGAUAGAAAUUAUGUUACUCCUUCAACAAUAAUGCAGAAUGAUGCUUAUAUAUGCAAUACAAAUAAACAUUUCAAACAGGAAGUUGUAACAGUUGACGUUCAUCCAGUAGUAAAGGAAGAAUCUGCUAAAGAUGAUACUAAAGAUUUAUCGCCCUCAAAUAGUUACAAAGAAAAAACUGAAGAUGACUCUUCUAUUGAAUGGAUUACUAAUUCUCAGUACACUGUUAUUGAAAACGAUACCCAACAUGUCAUUAUGGAGAGAAGAAAAAUUGAAAUCUACAAUAAACAACGCCAGCACGAACUCCGAGAAAGUAAAAGCGAUAAGGAUAUUUAUACCUUAGUUACGGAAAAUAAACCUGAAAUUACACGUCUGACUAGCGAAGAAGAGUCAUUAACUGAAGUGAGUGAACUAAAAAUGUCAGAUGAAAGUAAUAUGUUAGGUUUAUCGCUUCCUUAUAUUGAUGCAGAUAGUUCUUCGGAUCAAGAUCAAACAAUAAAGGACAAGAAAUCCAAACUGUACCGUGGCAGAAGUGAUGAUACGGGCUCGUGGAUGACUGUUGACUAUGACGAUUACACUACUGAGACCGAUGUGCCAUUGUCAGACAUAAGUAAGAAAGGCUUAGAACCUCAAAGUACUUUUGAGGAAUCAUCUGCGAGCUUGAUUGAAUUUUUAAAACAUGAAACUAUGUCCCAAAUUCCAGAUAAUGACACAGAACGGUUGCUUCAAUCAAAACUGCGGUCCGGUAGAGAUGACUUAUGUCUUAAAUUCAAAAACAAAAAUAAAAUAAUUGUUACUCCACCCCAGGAAAAUAGUCCUACUGUUGAAAAUAUUCCGUUCAUAGAGUCUAGUACAUCGAAAUAUGUACAAAAAUCGGAAUCCGGUGAACAAACAGGUAGUUCUGGUAGCACAAAUGAUGUAUCGCCUACUGAGCAGAAAAAUGAUCAAAGAUCUUUAUUAAGUGCUAAAUCAAAACGAAGUGAAUUGUUAAAGUUAAGCGCGGAACGAUCCCGAAGUUCUGAGUCAACAUCGUGGACUAGUAUAGAAAAAGAUUUGAGUCCAUCCAGUUCAAAUAUUAAAGGUAGUUCAAUUGAUGAUGAAUCGAGUGUCAGUUGUUCGAUAGCACGGCCGUUAGGUAUAUCUCAAGAUAUUGAAAAGUUAAAUAAGAAAGACCGUGAGUGCUUAGAAGAACUUAAACAAGCUAUGGAAUAUGGUGAAGAGCAUUUGUUGUCUCAACAUACAUUUUCUAGCGAACAUUCUAAGUCAAACUCUAAGUCGCCAUCACCAAUACCAGAAUUGGGACGUAUUGAAAGUCCUCGCAGUCCUUUAAAAUUAGGAACUAGAAAGUCACCGACCCCCACCUUAGAGAAACAAGGACCGGUUGAUUCUCAAAAAGGGCCUUCAGACUCUGAAUCAAGUUCUGAGAGUUUAGAUAAAACAGUUGAACAAUUAACACGACCAAGUGUUAGAAAAAGUGCUUUGGAUAAAAUUGGUAAAUGUGUAAUUGAAGAAUCCGAAUCUAGUCAAUCUGCUACAUCCAAAGACUCUGAAAUAAAAAAGGAAUUAGAAAGAACUGUCAAGAAAACAAAAAUUGCUAUUACUAUUUCCCAAGAAGAUCAAAAUACUACAAUAGAUUUUGAUGACGAUGGAAAUGUUAUAACAUCAUCCUUUGAGCGUGAAUUAAUGAGAAAGAGGGCAUUAAAAGAUACAGAUCAAAAAAGUUCUUCCAAGUCUAGUAUAGAUACGACAACAACCCCAUCUAAAGGAUCCCUUAGUGUUGAUGAUUCAUCGUCACGUCGUAAGUGUCGUCUUGACGAGCAAAAGAGUUCUUCUAAAUCGAGUAUGGAUUCUAGGGGUUCACUUAGCGUUGAAUCUAGAGGAUCAUUUGAAACAACUGAAUCAACAUCAGGUUCAUUGGGAGAAGCUUAUCGGCGAGGUGAAGAAUUAAAACCAACAUGGCGGCCGUUCUUCGGUGCUUCUGGAAGUGAAAAUAGUACCAGUAUUGAAGAAGCUUGGAUUCCACAAGAUCAUGAAGGCUAUGAAAGUCUGAAUAUUACCAAAGACGUUUUUGACUAUGGAAAUCAAAGAAUGCUUGAUGAUUUCCAGUCAUUUUCAAAGAAUCCACCACUUUCAGCGAAUACUUCAAAAGACUCUACAGAUGCAGAGUUUACAGAUGAUCUUAAUGAUUUCCCUGUUAAUUUUCUUUAUCCAGCAACUUCUUCAACUGCUUCAGAUGUCGUUAUAGGUUAUGGUCAGAAUUUUGGACGGACUUUGUCUCGUAUAUCAGAACGUAGCACAGCAUCUGAAAAAACCAGCGCUGAUGAAGAUUCUACAAAAGCAUGUUCGAGAUCAGAGAGUAUUAAUGAAGAAUCGCUGAAUUCAAGUGACCACCAAGCUAGUCUCAGUUCUGACCCUCCAAGUAAUGCAAAUGUUGCAUAUAUAUCUGAUACUGAUAGAAGAACUUCGGCAGAGAUGCCAGAUAUUCCUAUCGACCAGACAAAAAUAAGUGAAAUGUAUUCAGAAUCAAAGAAAGACCCCGAUAAGAAGAUUAGAAAGGGUGAUGAGUCAUACUUACAAGCAAAAUCAGGCGAUGGAAACGUAAAAGGAGCUUCAAGCCUCUUUCUGCCGUCUAAACAGUCAUCAGCCAGUGAAAGUCAAGAGUCAGAAGAUUGGCCUUUACCGGAAUUACCACCUCAAGUUCCAAAAAGAAAUGAGUCAUCAGAAGUGUCUCGUCAAAAAUCUAGCGAUAUGGAUGAAGUACCUUCACUUCCCUCCAGUGAGGGAGUCUUAACAACUCCCAUUGUUGAUAAAGUACAGGUUUACUAUAUGAGUAAUGAACCAGAACAAGCCACUAAAGUAACUAUUCAGUCAGAGAGUUCGAAAACACAUUUAGGUUCGGAUGAUGAUAGUGACACUCUGAAUAAUGACGAAGAACUAGAACGGGAUGUUCAAGAAUCAAAGUCCGAAAAAUCUCCCGAGCCAAUAUCUGAUGAUCCAAAAAAACCCCAAAUUAUUCCUUACGAUAAAUCUGGCUACAUGGUUGAACCUCUUGACAAACAAGUUGAAGUGAUAUCUGUUAAUAAAGGCACUAUUCCUAGUUAUGAUAAAUCCUGUUUAAGUUCAACUAUAACGAAAGCUUCAUGUUUUAUGGGAGACGUAGGAUCCUGUUGUACUACUGCAGAUCCUAAAUCGUUCAAUAACAAAAGUAACAUUGAAGAUAAAGUUAUUAUUAACCAACCUCAAAAAUCGCCAACUAACCAUAGUCCGGUCUAUGAUGAUGAUCAUGCUUACACUGAUGAUGUUUUUGGAGCUGAUAGUAAAAGUCUAUCACCAGAUUUCGAUAAAGGAUUUUCGCAAUUUAGUGGACACAAAGUAUCUUGUGGAUCGAACAAUUCAGACACUUCAAUAGAUGAUUUAUUGUCACUAACUAAUGCUGAUGAAACAGUUCGUGCACUUGCUAAACUUAGUAUUAGUGGUACAGGAACUUGUAAACGUUGUAGCCACAGCAGUCAUUCUGAAGAGGAGACGAGUUCUUUUGGUACUGAUUUGGAUGGUACUGUUAAAAUCGGGCUCCCUCAAAAGAAAUGUACGCAUAGCUCACAUUCUGAAGACACUUCAAUUUGUUUAAGCAUUUCAGAAUGGUCUACCGGCACAAACACUGUUCGGCAAUAUGCGAACCUCUCUGCGUCUGAGAGUAUUUCAGCUGUAUCGAUACCGAAGAGUGAAAAAUCGGACAAUACUACUCCGAAAUCUUUUCCAUCUUCGCAUGCUAGUAAAAAACUUGACCAACAGCCGAAAAUUGGAUCACAAACUGAAAUCAGCUCUAAAAGUAGCAGCCUAGAAAAGAGUUCUGAGAAUAAUAUCAAAUAUGAUAAACUAUGUAGUUCUGAAACUACGAUUUCAAAAAAGUGCAUGGAUAGUUCGGGUACUAAAAGCGAUAGUACAUUAACUCUUGCUCAGUCUAUAUCGGAUUGGUCAGCAAGUACAAGUCAUACGCUUGUUGCUACCGCUAUGGAAGAUCAGCCUGGUCUAGAAACAUCUGAUUAUAUCAAACACGAAUCUAUAAUUAUUAAGGAACCCAGCAUUGAGGAGGAUUUUGAGUUCGAAAUAGAAGAAGAUGAUAAGCAAUCUCCAAUAAAAGAAGGUGACGUGAAUGUUGAGGAAAUAUCGCAGCUCUCUAUGGACAGAUUAGCAACUAGUUCCGCAAAACCUGAGAAAUUUUCGUCUGUUAGUUAUAGUGACAAAUCUGACAAAUCCAGCUCUAGCUCUUUAAGUAGCCUCCAAAAGCACACAAAUGGAAUAUUUAAAUUUGACCAAAGAUUAAAAGGCUAUCCCUCUUCUUAUGACCUAUCUCAAACGCGAUUCCUUAAAGCUCCUCCCAAAAGCCUUAGCUAUGAAGAACAAACGAAUAGAUUUAUAAAGCCCACGCUUAGAUGUCAAAGUGAAGAUAGUGAUUUUAAGCCGUAUUAUGGUCAGCAAUCUGAAAUUGACAUAGAUAUGCCUUCGCAAUUGUAUAGCCAAGAAGACAAACAUACUGAACGAUAUCAAAGUCAAGAGUUCUCGAAUAUAAUUCGGGAAGAAACAAGUGGUCAAUUCAUCAGAUCUGAUUAUAAACCUCUGUCUAAACAUGCCAGUUACGACGAUAAAACACUAUCGAAAAAUCAAAUAAAGGAAUACAAAACUUCUCAGCAAUAUCGUAGUAAACCUAAAAGUUGGUCUUUUCAUGAACAUUACCUUGGGACUGCAGAUUUGCCAGUUAUAGCAGUUCCAGAAUUGCCACCCAUACAUAGAGACUUUCAAGAGAAGAAGUCUAUUGAACGAUCUGGAAAAACUCCAUUGUCGAGAUGUUCUCCUUACUAUUCGAGUAGCCUUAGUUCAGAAUCUCCACCAAUUCAACCAAUCAAAGCGCCAGUUAAAAAGUCUUUGCUUGUAAGAAAUAUUUCUUUAAAAAGUCCUCCGAGUGGGAAUGAUACCGAUAGUUCUUUAGAUGUUAUUCGGGAUCCACGCGAGCGAAUGAAGACCUUUAGGCGAAAGAAGCAAGUUACUAGUACACGUAGGAGGCAGGAAAAAAUACAAGAUGUUUUGGAAGAAGAUUCAACUAAAAGUCCAUGUUCCUCUGAAAGUGAUAAACUAAAAGGUUCAUAUUUAGUCGUUGAAGACACAUUACGAAGGAUGGAGAGCUCCGAGUGCUCAGACAGCUAUGUCCCAGAAGUCGAAUCUGGUUCCUCGGAGUUGUCAAAAGCGGAUUCUCAAAAUUAUGACGUUCAAGAAGUAAGCUAUUCCGAAGAUGAAGAUCAACAUGAGUAUACUAUUUAUAAAAAUGUCUCGUAUGAUCAGCAAAACUUUCCUAUACCGAUCGCGCCAGUACAGUUUCAAGGUUUUGGUUCUUCUGCUGACGAAGAUGAAAUGGGUUUCCCAAGGUUCGAUAGAUUGGGACGACUACGUCAUCCGUAUCUCGAUUCUCAAGAGCCACCGUUUGUACCUGAGGAUAGUCCUCCCAGGGCUUCAUACUCUAAUAAGAGCAGCCGUCAAUCCUCAUUAAAAAGGGUAAAGUCAGCUGGUGGGUAUCGAUCUGAGGAUAAAUCGCUCGGUGAGUCUUCUGGCCAGCACCAGAUGAGGUCUAAAUAUUAUGAAGAGCAAAGUGACAGGGACGAUUCUGAUGAUUACGCAUAUCCUGUAGAUACUAUUAAACGGGCUCCAAAGAUGCCUAAAUCUACUAGCUACUUAUUGGAGCGCGGCGAAUCUGUCGCUUACUCAGAUUCGGACCUACCUCACGAUAAAGAUGAAUUCGAGGCAUAUAGAGGCAGUCCCUACCCAGAUCGGUAUGAGGAGGACGACAUGUUUCAAACGCAAGAAUGCUAUCCGCAAUUUGAGCAUGACAGUGAAGUUAGUCAACAGCGCUUUACUAGAGAUCUUGACCAACGCUUUAGCUUGAACAACGUAGAACGGUUCUAUUCCAGUCACUACGUGGACUCACAGGCUUCUAGCGACAGCCCCGAGCAAAAAUUCGAUGUAUCUAAUUUACCGCCUCCUCUUUGCUCGGACGAUGAGCGCGAUUAA
Molecule: messenger RNA, 12714 nt
Organism: Pieris macdunnoughi
Lineage: Eukaryota; Metazoa; Arthropoda; Insecta; Lepidoptera; Pieridae
Source: the annotation of a GenBank genome assembly